AUGGAGCGGCUGCUUCUGUUGCGACCAUCCUGCAGUGAAGCUGUGCGGCACCAAGCCCGGCUGGAGAUGGUUUUCUUUAUUACGCCGUGGCUUGCUUCGAUGGGCUUCAUAAUCUCUCGGUUCGAUGACGAUGCAGCGGGUCGCUUUGACUACUUGGCUGUUAUUCACCUUGGCCUCGCCUUCGUUUUAAUGACUUUCGGUAUGAUCUUGUACAAGAUGAACUGCCUGCCGUCUGCGGCCCAUUAUUUGGAGGAUCCCAGCUGCAGCAAUGCACUCUGCGGAUUGUUCAGCUGGCUUCCAAUGGUUGCGAUCUGUCCCACAUUAGUGACUGGUGGUGCGCAGGAGAUUGCUGUCACUUUUGGGGAUUGUUUUGGUGCUAUCAUAAUGUAUGUGCCCCUGGUGGAGGAACCGCUCUCACUGAUAGCCGCUUAUGUUGCCUACGCAAGCAUUGCAUGGGCGAGAAUUCUGCAUCUGUGCAUGUCACAGGUGGACAGCUGCAUCAGUCUCACACCGUACAUUUGCCGAUUAGUGGCUGUUUUAGUCUUGACUGCCAUCGCCUUUCAAAUCAGGUUGCGCUACUUGAGCUUGAAAGCGACGCCACUCACUCCGGACUGUCUUGAAGCACGCGCCAGGACUCAAUCUGAAGCGGAAGUGGUUUUGCGUGAAAAGCGGAAGAUGCUGGAGAGCUUUCAGACUAGACGUUGUGAUUAUGUACAAGAAGGGCGUGAGAAUGGCAUGGCUGCCGACAGGGAACGCGAGGUCUGGAGUCGCAGAGGGCUUUACAAAGCUGAGUUGACGGGCCGGCUUCUGUGGGCGAUCCAUUUGCACAGGCAGUCAAUGCUGAGCUCUGAGGUUUUGGACCAUAUCCUCACCUUCCUGUACGAGCCGAUCAGACCAGUGGUGAACUGCGUCGGUUUAUUGGCAGACGACGGAAGGUCCAUGAUUUCCAGCACUCAGGACACAGUCGCUAGCUCGGGAGUCUUGUCCUCACUUUCAUCGCUCUCGUCUGUCGCUGCCCUACGCAAGGCAUUGUCGGCACGACAGUGGCUCGCUUUUGAGCGGCCUCCGUGCAACACCACGUCGGAAGCCGCCGAAGCUGAGCGGUCUGCCAGUGGCAAGGGCAAGGCAUUCAUGGAGACUUUGGGUCGUCUGAGUCGUCUCCUGUUCGUAGGCACUGUGCCUGAAUGA
Molecule: messenger RNA, 1188 nt
Organism: Symbiodinium necroappetens
Lineage: Eukaryota; Dinophyceae; Suessiales; Symbiodiniaceae
Source: the annotation of a GenBank genome assembly